AUGUUUGGUGUCCUAGUCCUUCUCCAGGAACUAUGGAGCACUUAUUCCUUGACGAUUAUCAUCACGACGGCCAGCUAUAUGGCAUUAGUUCAGUUCCUUCGAUACCGCCGCAUGGAAAAUAUCAAGGCUCCAUACGCCAACCAUGAGAGGCCAUUGUCAAGCAUGACUGUCCAAGAGGCUCACAUUAUCAUGAAGCAGUUGCAGGAGAUGGAAUUUCCAUCCGCGUUUGCCAAGGCGCGUAUCCCGUCCAUGUCGAAGCUUUUUGCUGUUACCGGCCAAAACAAUAAACGUAAUGCAGGUCGGCGUGCUGUUGACACGGAAAUACUUCUCAGAGAAUCGCAGUCCCAGCCUCGAGAUUCGGAUCGUUAUGCAUCGGCUGUGGCGAGAAUGAACUAUCUCCAUGCCCGUUACCGCCGCGCCAACAAAAUUACCGAUGAUGAUCUCCUCCAUACCUUGGGCGAUGGUCUUACCGAGAUCUUGAACGUGGUUGAAAGAGAAGAGUGGCGGAAGCUGACGGACGUGGAAUUGUGUGCUCUCGGUAUCUUUCAUAAGAACCUCGGGGAAGACAUGGCAAUCCCAUUCGAUGUGCUUCCCUCUAAAGCAACAGGAUGGAAAGAUGGCUUGCACUUUGCGAUAGAACUGAAGAAUUGGACGGUUUGCUAUGAAGAAGAAGUUGCGCAGCCAACCGUGACGAACGAUCAAUAUGUCCGAGUUUACGUUGAUUCCGCGCUGCCUGGCUUUCUGAAAGCCGUGAUGCGACAGAUGCUGGGCGCUGAUUUGGACGACUGUAUGAGGACAAGCCUUGGUCUUGAAUCUCCUGGCCUGCUUCUCUCGCUUGUAAUACGCCUCGUUCGAAGUUCACGAAAGUUCGUCCUUCGAUACCUCACACUCCCACGUCCCCCAUUCCUUGCUGUCCGGCUCGUGCACGAUAUGCCAAACCCCGAAACAAAAUUGUAUAAUUUUGACAGAAAAGUUCUGCAGCCAUGGUACAUACAACCUACUCUUUUGUCAAAAUGGGGCCCUGGGGCGCUACUGGUUCGAUUGUUCGGAGGCAAGGUGCCUGGUACGCACGGAGACCGGUAUCUGCCACAAGGAUAUGACUUGAUGACAAUCGGACCAGAGCCACAGAAGGGGAAGGGAUUGAAAGAGAUGAGUCCUGACAUCGACAUAAUCAGGGCGAGGGGGGGGCCACAUGUCCGUUUUCUCAGUCAAAGUCAGGCAGCUUCAAAUGAGGGUUGUUUGGGUACUACCUAUCGAGAUGGGAGCUCAUGUGGCGAUUUCUACAUUAUUUUCCAAGCACAAUCACCGAUGUUUGUUCAGAGAAACAUGUUUAAACCAUGA
This is a messenger RNA of Penicillium macrosclerotiorum, 1341 nucleotides long. RefSeq lists its product as uncharacterized. The transcript has 4 exons. Bases 1 to 1341 code for a protein of 446 amino acids. Gene Ontology annotation, molecular function: oxidoreductase activity. Lineage: Eukaryota; Fungi; Ascomycota; Eurotiomycetes; Eurotiales; Aspergillaceae. The record is from RefSeq and is a predicted model, not a curated record.